This is a messenger RNA of Equus quagga, 3201 nucleotides long. RefSeq names its product chromodomain Y like (gene CDYL). Gene Ontology annotation, molecular function: transcription corepressor activity. The transcript has 7 exons. The record is from RefSeq and is a predicted model, not a curated record. The coding region runs from base 60 to 1694 and encodes 544 amino acids. NCBI's taxonomy places the organism in Eukaryota, Metazoa, Chordata, Mammalia, Perissodactyla, Equidae. Gene Ontology annotation, cellular component: nucleus.
GCGUCGGCGCCUCGCCCCGACCCUGCCCCUCUCGCCCGCCCGCAACUCCGCCGCCCACCAUGGCUUCCGAGGAGCUGUACGAGGUUGAAAGGAUUGUUGACAAAAGGAAAAACAAAAAAGGGAAGACAGAGUAUUUGGUUCGAUGGAAAGGCUAUGACAGCGAGGAUGACACUUGGGAACCAGAGCAGCAUCUUGUGAACUGUGAGGAAUAUAUUCAUGACUUUAACAGACGCCACACUGAAAAGCAGAAAGAAAGCACAUUAACCAGAACAAAUAGGACCUCUCCAAACAACGCUAGGAAACAGAUUUCCAGAUCUACCAACAGCAACUUUUCUAAGACCUCUCCGAAAUCACUAGUAAUUGGCAAAGACCACGAGUCGAAAAACAGUCAGUUAUUUUCUGCCAGCCAGAAGUUCAGGAAAAACACAGCUCCAUCUCUCUCAAACCGGAAGAAUAUGGACCUAGCAAAAUCAGGUAUAAAGAUACUUGUGCCUAAGAGCCCCAUUAAGAGCAGGACCGCAGUGGACGGCUUUCAGAAUGAGAGCCCUGAGAAACUGGAGCCCGUCGAGCAGGGUCAUGAGGACACGGUGGCACCAGAAGUGGCAGCUGAAAAGCCGGUUGGAGCUUUAUUGGGCCCUGGUGCAGAGCGAGCUAGAAUGGGGAGCAGGCCCCGAAUACACUCACUAGCGCCUCAGGUGUCUGGCCCCGUGACCGCGGCCAUGGCCACAGGACUAGCCGUUAAUGGAAAAGGUACAUCUCCGUUUAUGGAUGCGUUAACAGCCAAUGGAACAACCAACAUACAGACAUCUGUUACAGGAGUGACAGCUGGGAAAAGGAAAUUUAUUGACGAGAGAAGAGACCAGCCUUUUGACAAGCGGUUGCGUUUCAGUGUGAGGCAAACAGAAAGUGCCUACAGAUACAGAGAUAUUGUCGUCAGGAAGCAGGACGGCUUCACCCACAUCUUGUUAUCAACAAAAUCAUCCGAGAAUAACUCACUAAAUCCAGAGGUGAUGAAGGAAGUCCAGAGUGCCCUGAGCACGGCCGCCGCUGACGACAGCAAGCUCGUGCUGCUCAGUGCCGUGGGCAGCGUCUUCUGCUGCGGUCUCGACUUUAUUUACUUUAUACGGCGUUUAACAGAUGACAGAAAAAGAGAAAGCACUAAGAUGGCAGAAGCUAUCAGAAACUUCGUGAAUACUUUCAUUCAGUUUAAGAAGCCUAUUAUUGUAGCAGUAAAUGGCCCAGCCAUUGGACUAGGAGCAUCCAUAUUGCCUCUUUGUGAUGUGGUUUGGGCCAAUGAAAAGGCUUGGUUUCAAACACCCUAUACUACCUUCGGACAGAGUCCAGAUGGCUGUUCCACCGUUAUGUUUCCCAAGAUUAUGGGAGGAGCAUCUGCAAAUGAAAUGCUGCUCAGUGGGCGGAAGCUGACGGCGCAGGAGGCGUGCGGGAAGGGCCUGGUCUCCCAGGUGUUUUGGCCCGGGACCUUCACCCAGGAAGUCAUGGUUCGCAUUAAGGAGCUGGCCUCGUGUAACCCAGUUGUGCUGGAGGAAUCGAAAGCUCUCGUGCGCCGUAACAUGAAGGUGGAGUUGGAGCAGGCCAACGAGAGGGAGUGCGAAGUGCUGAAGAAGAUCUGGGGCUCGGCCCAAGGGAUGGACUCCAUGUUGAAAUACUUGCAGAGGAAAAUUGACGAGUUUUGAUUGGCAGGCUGCCUGCUGAUGACACUGGAAUUGUAUUGAGCAGGACAUCUGUGACUACAAUUUGCCCUAAUUCAUCACCACAGCCUGAAACAAGUUCACUUGUAGCUCACGCUUGGAGGCAGGACUUGAAAUACCCAAGCUAUUUAUUAUCAAGGAGUUUUUAAGUACUGUAACUUUAAAAUAAACAACUACAAAGCUCCUUUGUCCAAACGUCAUUAUUUUAUACGUAAUCUGCACACAGGUAUCAGAGUGCCUGGGGAGCGCUAGACCGCUCUCUGAAGCUCUCAUUUUUGUUAUCUUUGGCUAGUACUGUAUAAAAAAGAAAACAAGUGUGUUUUGCUGGUUUGGGGUGGCAGAAAAGUCUGGAAUAAUGUUUGUUUUCCUUAUUUUUUCUUUCUAGAACACAGAAUCUAAAGAGGUAUUAGCCAGCCUCACUCCCCUGCCCCAGGGAGAGAUAGAGAAAGAUCUGAGAUGUCCCUUUGUCUCCAAGAAGGUACAGAUACCUCAGAGAUGGGACAUUCCUAAUCAAAGGAAGACUUACCUAUUACGAUAAGUGUUUCUGGUGAAAAAUCCACUGAGAAACAUACCUCCAAACUAAAUGUAUGCUUAGGAUUCAUGCUGAGAAACCAGUUGAUUUCUCCCUUGUUUUAAUCUGUCCACUUCUUACCCAGUUAACGUGCAGAAACCACUGUGUGUCUAGAGGAAAUCUUGUUCUGCAGUGUCAGCGAGUCACUGCAGAGCUCAAGUAUGAGUAUCUAAGUUAUAAGGUAGUCUUAGUGGGUUUUAAGGAAUUAGUUUUUCUGACUCUUUUGAAAAAUAACUACAUAAGUGCUUCUUGUUGCUGGGUGAGAAAUAGUACUUUAUAUACAGUUUUGGUUUUCUAUUUGCAGAUAUCAUUGAUGUAUUACACCAAAAAAAAGUAUUUUUAUGUUUAUAAAGUGUAAUUUUUAGGUUCACUUAGAAUAUAUUUUAUUUAAUAAGUUAAAAUUCUUUUGGCACACUAUUAAAUGCAGAAACUCCUUUUGGGGAAGAAAAAAAAAAAAACUACCUUCUAGUCAACAUUUAAUGUUCUCAGUCUCUGCUUUCCUGUCUCCACAAUGUACUGAGUACAGUAUGGUGUCCAAGAGUGCCCGGUGUACAUAGGCGUCGCAUUCCUUUCUGGAGUGGGAACUGACUCCUGAUUACAGAUGCCUAUUAUUAGUUAGGCUUCUGAGCUUGCAAUCAUAUUGAAUGUAUGAAGAAUGAAAUAAAAUCAAAACCUUAUUUUUGUACAGUUUUGAAGUUUAUACUUAGAGCCGACCACCUCCCGGCCGCGUGGAAGCUGUACAGUGUGUAAAGCGGCCUUCACCUUGGAUGGGUCGGUGCGGUAUUUUUGCAUCUGUGGGACCUACUUUUUCGUUCAGUAGUUUGGACUAUAUAUAAACUGUACAAUCUGUAAAGUUUUUAUAGAAUAAAUAUUCAGCUGUGAAAACUGGUUAAAUAAAACUAAUAUUUCUUAACACAUUUG